Dendronephthya gigantea is the source of this 1974-nucleotide messenger RNA. Its product is annotated as ribonucleases P/MRP protein subunit POP1-like. NCBI's taxonomy places the organism in Eukaryota, Metazoa, Cnidaria, Anthozoa, Malacalcyonacea, Nephtheidae. Gene Ontology annotation, biological process: tRNA 5'-leader removal. The record is from RefSeq and is a predicted model, not a curated record. The coding region runs from base 11 to 1894 and encodes 627 amino acids. Gene Ontology annotation, cellular component: nucleolar ribonuclease P complex; ribonuclease MRP complex. The transcript is spliced from 8 exons. Gene Ontology annotation, molecular function: protein binding.
GGAUUCCAAGAUGGCGGAGAAAACACAAGGAAAGGCUCGUAAAAGAACGCAUUUUGAAAUGGAGAGAUCACGGCAAUCUCCCUUCCAAAAUCCCACAAGGACCGGAGAGUCUGCUGCCGUUGUAUCCAAAGCACCUCGCGGUAUCAAUUCCGCAGAAUUUGCCGAGUCGAGAGCUUUGGAAAUUCACAACAUGUUGCAGGCUCUAUCGUCCGCAUCUAAGCAAAGUAAUAAACGGGUUUUUCAAUCAUUACCUCGGCACAUGAGGCGACGAGCUGCAAGUCAUGACUCAAAGCGAAUGCCUGUUAGACUUAGGAAUGCUUAUGAUAGGGAGGCUUUGAAGUCUCAGGAGAAAUCAAAAGAGCCUUCAAAGCAAAAGAAAUCGCGCAGGCACCGUAGAAAACGCAGCAACCUACUACAAGAAUACAAUAGACGAAAAAGGAAACAUGCCUGGCUCGAGACACAUAUAUGGCACGCAAAAAGAUUUAAGAUGGUAGAACAAUGGGGUUACAAGAUACCUUGCCACCCAAAUGAUAAAAGUGUGAGAGCUUCUUACCGUGCUAUGGCGAAUGGUUGCUUAUUGCAGGAUAUUUCUUAUUAUCAAUGCACUGAAGUUAAAGGGAGACAAGAAAUUAUCAUUGCAGCAAUGAAGCACUUGAUAAGCUCAGAUAUUGGUUUGACAGUGGUUGGCAAGGAGUACUUAGAUGGUAAAUAUGAAUCUGAAACGAUGCUGUAUAAAUAUGACAGAUAUCCAUACCAGGCAAUUGGUCCAGUCAUGUGUCUCUGGGAACAGCAGGUCAAUCCUGUGCCAGACAUGGUAACAAGACUUUGGCUGUGGUCACAUCCAUCAUGUUCAGAUGAGGUUGUAAAGGAAAUUGUACAUGCUUGCAAUCUUGAAGAACCAACUGAAUAUAUAGACACCAAACCAUGGUUGUCUGAAGGACAUAAAGAAGAAACUGAAAAUAAGGCAAACACAUCAUCCCCGAAAGCAUCUGAACUCACAGUUACAAUCUUACAUGAGCAACUGGCUAGAUUACGUCUUAUUGGUCCUAAAUCUCACACAUUACUUUCAUGCACACUGGAGUUGUGUGACUGGGGGUCUAAGAACCGUGGAUCUCGAUGGUGGGAGGUGUACAGCAAGGGUGAAGAAAGGAUAAAGAUGUUGAAUGAACAGAACAAAUCCUGGGAAGACAUGAAGAGUGUUUCUUCAUCAGGGGUGUUAAAGUCUGGGUCUGUCAUAGCAUUAGUUGUGAAAGACCCAAGAUUAGGCUUGCCUGUUAGGAAAUCUAGUGUUGAUAUGUCAGCUGAAGAAAUAUACAAAGGAGAAAGUGUGAAGAAAUCAAUGUUAACCAGUAUUUCAACAGCUUCUGCUAUAUCACCCCUCUGGGACACCACAGUUCGACAAGAAGUAAAACAAAGCAAAAUGCCAGAGAAAGAUUUGAAUGAUCAUCGUUCUAAGCAGGCUAUACCUGGCUCAAAAAUUGAUCUUGGAGAUGAUACAUCAAGAAUCCCAAUGAUGUUGAUUCAACAACCUGGUAGUACAGCCAACCACAAGUCUGGUUCCAUCAACUUUGGCAGUGGUUAUGACAUCAUUUUCCCGGCGGGUUGGAGCAUGGCAUUCUGGAUAGCUUUCGUGUAUCGUGGCGCACGCGUGGGUGGAACACGAGAGUUGGAAACGUGCUCUCGCGAACAAGGAAUCCCGCAUUUCCCGCGUGAUUUUCCCGACACGCAUGCCGGUCGUGAGUUCAAUGAAGAGCAGAAAAAGAAUGGUGAAGAGAAAUACAAGCGUUAUCCUCCCGCUAAGCGACCAAACUAUAAGAAAUUAGGCAUGGCAAGUCCAUUUGCCCCGGACUGGAAGUCCCUUGUUAACGAAUGGAGUGAACGGUUAAACAGAUGACGUGAAAAAUGAAGUCGCUAGUGAGAAGUCUUUAGAUCAGGAUAGUCAGUCUGAAGAAUUGAAAAAUCUUGAAGUGAAAA